AUGCCACUGAUGAGGACUAUCUAUGUGAGAUUAUAUAGUGAUUGUUGCUACAAGCUACUCCAUAGUGAUGCACAUGAAGUAAUCAUUAAGCUGCUGUUUCCUUGGAUUAUCAGAGAUAAAGAAAAGUGCGUCAAGCGAAUAUAUUUUAUCAAGAUUAAACAAAAAGCCAAAGUAUAGGAGUAACAGAAUGAAGUUUUUAUUAAAGUAAGCAAUAGUUUGAUUUCCA
Rhizopus microsporus ATCC 52813 is the source of this 226-nucleotide messenger RNA. RefSeq lists its product as uncharacterized. The record is from RefSeq and is a predicted model, not a curated record. Lineage: Eukaryota; Fungi; Mucoromycota; Mucoromycetes; Mucorales; Rhizopodaceae. Bases 1 to 177 code for a protein of 58 amino acids. The transcript has a single exon.